Molecule: messenger RNA, 750 nt
Organism: Acyrthosiphon pisum (pea aphid)
Lineage: Eukaryota; Metazoa; Arthropoda; Insecta; Hemiptera; Aphididae
Exons: 6
Coding region: 1-750 (249 amino acids)
Molecular function (GO): protein dimerization activity
Source: RefSeq, a predicted model, not a curated record
AUGUAUUCUGUAAAUGCUUUACAUCCAGUGAAAACUGCAACACUUGCAUUGCAAAAACAAAACUUAACAAUUGGUGAUUUUUAUGCCAUCUGGUUAAAAUCCACUCAUGGGUUGAACGCAAAUGGAUCCAUAUUAGCCAAAAAAAUAAAAUCUUUGAUGGAUAAAAGAAUUCAGGAAAAUUAUUUAUCAAACAGCACAUUUUUAGCAGCGAUUUUUGUUGAUCCUCGAUACCAGUGUUUAUUAACUCCUGAACAACAACAAAUAGCUAUAACUCGUCUUGUCGAAACAUGGGAGACAUUACUUCUCUUAAAGAAUAAAGACUCUCCUAUUGACGAAUUUCCAGAAACUACCGCUAAUGAUAAAUCAACCAUUGAGAGUACUAUUGAAAGUAGCCAAGACUCUACAGAUCCAUUUGAAGAUUUUUUAUCAUCACAAGCUUCUCUUACAUCAAAUUCAUCUGCCUCGUCCUUAACAGUAACUUCUGAAAGUAUAUUAAAUAUAUUGAAUGGUUUUAAAAAUGUUGAGCGCAUUUCUUAUACUGCUGAUGUUUUGCAAUAUUGGAAAACACGACAAUUAACAGAUCCAGAACUUUAUCAAUUAGCAAGUAUAGUCUUAGCAGUUCCAGCGACUCAGGUCAGUGUAGAAAGGAGCUUUUCUGGAUUAAAAUUUGUUGUUUCUGAUUUGAGAACAUCAUUAGAUCCAGAACUUUUAGAAGCAAUCAUGCUGGAAUUGGAUAUAUAUGAUCGAUAA